Messenger RNA from Diaporthe batatas, 1975 nucleotides. RefSeq lists its product as uncharacterized. Gene Ontology annotation, cellular component: inositol phosphoceramide synthase complex. Gene Ontology annotation, molecular function: inositol phosphoceramide synthase activity. Bases 306 to 1613 code for a protein of 435 amino acids. The record is from RefSeq and is a predicted model, not a curated record. NCBI's taxonomy places the organism in Eukaryota, Fungi, Ascomycota, Sordariomycetes, Diaporthales, Diaporthaceae. The transcript is spliced from 3 exons. Gene Ontology annotation, biological process: inositol phosphoceramide metabolic process; sphingolipid biosynthetic process.
GCCACAGUAACACCUGUCUGCGGUAAGGCUGCCAUGGCCGCCCCGGGCAUUGAAGGUGGUCGCGUGCCCGUCAUUCUGGACGUGUACGUAUAAACCUGGCGGUCCCUCCUCUAAGCCGCCUCCUGGUCAGCCGUUUUCCACCGACAUCUCUGUUUAUAAAGUCGGACGAAGCUGUACAAGGUACACAGGCAUCGGUUUGGCACGACCGACAUCGACUGGAAGCCGGGUCAGCAGGAACAGCACAACCCUGACGAGGCACAAAGUACCUAGGUUUCCGAUCCGAUAACCUCCGACACCCACCAACCAUGGGCGUGGGAGCAUUUCUCGAGCCCCUGAUCGUGGUGAGCCUUCUGGCUGGGGGAACCAUCCUCAACCGCGAUCGGCCAGGCAGCGGUAGACGGGGCGGCUAUGAGAAGGGUAUCAGAUCGUCUUCUUCCUCGCCGAAGCGCUCGUUUGCUGGGGAUGCCCUCGAGGCCGAGUCGGGACGGCGGUGGUCGGGGGAUGGCGAUGAUACGAUGCCGCUCAGCCCAUGGAGCGCGGAUUCUUUGGGCAGCUCCUCGACAACACUUCUCAGCCAGGGCGACGACGACCUAGGACCCAGGUGGCGACAGCGGACGCUUCGGCUUUGGAAGUGGGAGAAGAAGGUCAUCACGCCCAACACCGAGGUCUUCGAGGACCGUCUUCUCAGCCGGGUAUUGCGGAGGUUGCCUUUCCUUGUCGAGGCUUGGUACUGGGCCCUGAUUUAUUGGGUUUACCAAGUUGGGCGAGCCAUCGGCGCCUUGGCAAUGGAUGAGUCGACCGUCGAUGUCGCUCGGCGACAUGCCCUGCAGCUCAUCCACUUGGAACAACGGCUGCACAUUUUCGUCGAACGCCCAGUCCAGGAGUGGUUCCUCCAGCACGCAACGCUCAUGCGCUGGACCAACCGGGUGUACUCCUUCGUUCACAUCCCCGGAAGCAUCCUCUUCCUCGUCAUGUUUUACUACCUCACCACGACGCGGCCGAGGCGAAAUGCACAAAGUGCCCUGCCGAGCAAGCCCACCUCCAACAGCCGACCUGCCCUCAACCCGGCCCUCUACGAGCAGAGGCGGCGAACCAUGGCUAUGUGCAACCUGUUCGCCUUUAUCAUUUUCACGUGCUGGCCCUGCAUGCCGCCGAGGCUGCUGAGCGACCCGACCUUCGACGGCCCAGACGCGAAGGAGGCCAAGGGUUAUGGCUUCGUCGACACAGUGCACGGUGCGGACGGUGAGAGCAGCGUGUGGACCACGAACCGGUUCUGUAACCAAUAUGCGGCCAUGCCAUCCCUCCACUUCGGCUACUCGCUCCUCAUCGGCCUCACGGUGGCCACCAUGCCUGUUCAGUUCCGCGGCUGGAAGCGGAUGGCCCUGAUCGUCGGCGGCAUGGCGUACCCUGGUCUUAUCCUCACGGCAAUCGUUGCCACCGCCAACCACUUUGUGCUCGACGCUGUUGCAGGCGCCUGCGUGGUUGCCGUGGCGUGGCACGCCCAGGGCAUCAUGCUGAAUUUGCUCGUAUUGGAGGACUACUUCCUGAGGCUCGUGCGCAUUCACAAGCCGUCCAAGGAGCUUGGGGGCUCGAGAGAUGCGCCGAUUGAGUAGGCGGUACCAGGAGAUUGUAUCCUUGCAGCAGGCGGGUUAAUGUGUAUAAUAAUAUGUGUUACGAUACCGGGGAGCGUUGUAGACCAUGGUCACUGUUGUCUAGUAUUGACGAUUUUGAGAGUUGGAGUUUAUUCGGGAACAGGCUUCUGGUUCACACAGCGAGACCUUUAUAGAACGCACCGAAUACCAUGGGUUCCACCUGCUCAAAAGAAUAGGCUUGCAUGUCCUGGCCCAGUUCAGCCUCGCCAAGAAGGCAUUUUGCUUGUUACACUGCGUCCUCAUUCGGCGCCACACUGUUAGCACAAGUGCGAAUACUAACAAACCAGUGAUUAUACGUUCUUAGCUGGUUGUGUAGGUGGUUU